Amoebophrya sp. A120 is the source of this 14973-nucleotide messenger RNA. Lineage: Eukaryota; Dinophyceae; Syndiniales; Amoebophryaceae. The record is from the annotation of a GenBank genome assembly.
AGUGCGGAAGUGAAGGAUUCUAAAAAAAUCCCUUCCCCUCUUCCCUACUUCACGACUUUUUACUGAUUUUCGAAAGUACUUUAUUCUCUUUAUCUGAAACGAAAUCGAACCCAAGUUGUAAAAUUAUUGUACUACCCCCGCCCGUGUCCCUGAAGCGAAAUUGAAGCAAACUAAGGAAAAAUUGCAGCAUCACCACGACCACGGGUGCACGUCGAACUAGUUCUACCUCGUCCUCCUCGAAGAUCCCACAGGGGGCGGGCAAGAAAAAACUAGAGCGCUUUACUACUCCACCCGGGAGCAGGUAGUCCUUGUCAAUGAAACCUUCAAAGAUGAACAUGCUGCUGUUCUUGCUGAACGGCUGGUGGAUGUUCACAAGCAUUUUUCAUCAAUUAUGGCGUUCUCAAUUGUUACAUUCUCAACUGUUACAUGAAUUUGUGAUGCAAGAACUGCAAAAGUGAAAGGGGGGAGGUUGCACCUCUAGCAUUACAAGUUCUGCACAGAUUUAGGUGCUGUUUAGCUCUUCGCAAAUUUGUCAUGCGAAGCAGCUUCCUCGUGUGGAUCUUGAUGGUAGUUCUGCAUGACAAAUUCAUGUAACAGUUGGGAAUGUAACGUUUGAGAACGCCAUAUCAACUCCCGCUCACUUUGUGGUUCUUCGUCGAGGCACGGUUUGUGGAGUUGAAAACUGGAGGCGAAGCGGGAGAUCAUGACGCCGGCAUGACUGGUGAAGCUGUUGCUGGCGAGGUGGACGGCGUCGAGGUCAACAAUGCAGCGACGAGCACUUCCCCUGGAGGUGCCGUGAAAACAAACGAAAACUACGGAAAGAAACUGAAUUUCCUGGAAUUGGACACGAACGCGGAGUUUUUGGAAGUACAGCCGGGAAAAAUUUCGCAGGAAGAUGAAGAUGUUGAUCAACCGCGCCGCGUCGAAGAUGAAGUGGAUGUUGAAUCCGGAUCCGGCUCUUCUUCUUCCUCUGCUUCGUCCUCCCGAUUGCUUCACCCACAAAAAUCCGCUGGUUUCUUGGCGGCGCGCGCGCAGGCAGCCGAUGGUGCAGGGGUCAUGAACAUGAUCGCGUCGUCGUCUUCGUCAACAUCCCGGAUGGAGAUGGUAGGGUUCUUGCAAAAAGAAACCUCUUCACAAGAACUACGAAGUGCGGGAACCACUGAAGACAACAUCCAGCAGGAGGGGCAAGCCGGAGAAGAGGACGGCCACAUGUUGGAUUACAACAACGUUCGCCCAGAUGAUGCUGUUGCUACUGGUGCACGAGCCGCAGCCGUCACGACUGAAGAUGAUCAUUUUCUUCAUCACGGGACCACGUCGAUGGAAACAAAAACGGGCCAGAAUUUCCUGGAAAAGAAGAAGGUGACCGCGCGUCCCCCCAUCGACGCCACGGUGCUGCAAGGCCAGCUGAGCAAAAUUCCCCCGCGGACCUGCGAGGUUCCAACACCGUGCGGGGCCGCUCGAAAGGAGCAGUUCGAGGGGUGGGCGCGACAAGGAACAUCCCGUGCGCGGAGAAAUUCUGCGAAGACUACACAGCUCAAAAAGCCCAUGGCAGGGACGGGUCAGGCCGAGAAAGAGGUCACCAUUUACCGCAGCACGGAUGGCACAACGGGCACUCCGAAGCAAAUAUGGAUUGCAAACAUGUCUGGGUCUGGAAACUUGUAUUGCUAAAAGUGAAUGGUACACGCACUGGAAUACGCAGCUAUGCAUGUCAAUUUUUUUGGCUUGUUCCAUGUGUUACGUAUGCCCCAUGGCAAGCUGCGUUUUUGCAUGACAGGGAAGAGGGCCCCCGUUUCGUGCCUCUGCAACACAGUUUCUCGAGUCAUGCCAGACAAGCAUGACAAACUUGCAUUCGUCCAGACCCUCCAGACAUAUUUGCAAUUCAUAGAAAAGCAGUGCAGACAAAAAGAUCUGGGACGUACGGCUGCAAGCGCUGGACGAAGCGGAUCCGCUCAAGGAGCAGGAAAAACUGGUGGAGUUCGUGGAACUUGUUCGGGAAGACGCAACUGCAGCAACAUCCCUGCCGCAAGUGCCUCGGGCAAACACUAUUGACAGCGCGGGGGAUUAUGUUUCUGUUGAAAAAGCGAAAGGCAAGCGCAAGCGUGCCCGGGACCUGGCCUUUCCGAACAUGUUUUUGCUGGACGACGACCCUGCGAAGCAGAGUAACGCGGGCGUGCGAAACGCAGUGCAAAGCUCGAAAAUCGUCCGCAUCCGGGAUAUGUGGAAGUCGAACCAGCAGAAUUUUGUGCCAGGCGGGACGCCGGUUCCGCCCGAGAGCAUCCUGCAGGGCCCGCUGGGCCACUGCUACUUCAUGGCGGCGCUGCAGAACCUGGCGAACCAGGGGCUGCUCCUGGAGCCGGAGAAGGUGUCCCCCUCGGGCCUGUGGCUCGUGCCCCUCUACAUCCGGUCGAAGUGGGAGUUCAUCCUCGUGGAUGACCACCUGCCCACCGUUGGCGGCCAGGUCAGCGGCGUCGAUACCCCGGACGACGUGUGCUAUUGCGGCUACCGACCCUACUUCACCUUCCUGGACCCUGAGGACGGGUCCCGGGCGGCGUCGUCCAUCAGCUUAUCAAAUGCAAAUAUGUCUGGGUCUGGAAGGAAGCGAACUUGUGAUGCGCAUUUCACAACACACACAAAUCUCUCAAGCAGAGGCAGCAAGAGACGCUCACUUUCUGUCACCAAAAUGGGGGAUUUGUCAUGCGGAUUAGGCAACGCGGAAACUUGAGCUUCUCAAAAUCCGUGAUGCUAGGGCUUCCAUGACAGAAAUUGUGUGUCACGCAAAAACAGCAUGACAAAAAUCUGCAUUCCUCCAGACCCAGACAUAUUUGCAAUGCAUACAGUUCCGGGGGCGCCGACCAGGUGUUUGGGAUCAAGAAGGAAGUGGCACAAGAAGAACCUGUGGCCGGCGGCGGUUCAACCGAUUUGAUGACGAAAGGACGAUCCCAUGAUCAACCUGCGCAGCAGGGCACUACGAUGCAGAUCUCGAUCACGGUCGAGCUCAUCAUCAAGGCCGUUGCCAAGGUGAUGGGUGUAUCAAAUGCAAAAGUGUCAGGGUCUGCAAGAAUGCAACUUGUGAUGCUGCAUUUGGAUGGCUAAAAAAUUUGUAUUGCAUAAGAAGCAAGAGGAUUCUGAUUUUUGCUACGCGGGGAGGGCAUUUGUCAUGCGGAAUAGGCAUCAAGAAUCCCUCAAAGAACCUGUGAUGCUAGGGCAUGCAUCACAGACAUCAUGGCUCAUGCAAACUGUGCAUGACAAGUCUCAGUCUCAGAAUCUUCCAGACCCAGACACUUUUACACUUGAUAGGGCGGCUACUUUGCGUUGGAGGCCGGGAUCACGCCCUUUGCGGUGCGCGCGGUUAUCAAAUGCAAAGAUGUGUGGGUCUGGAAGAAUGGAAGUUUUGUCAUGCAUAUUUUGAAUAGCCGACGAUGCGUGUGAUGCAUGCUCUAGCAUCACAGGUUCAUAAUUUGUGCGGCCUUCAUCUUAAUGCCGUCGUCGCCUUGUAAUGUUAUCCUGCAUGAGCAGAAAUGCGAAUGCCGUCGCCGCGCAGCAAAAACUGGACUGCCCGCCCUGCUGUUCAUGCAAUACAGAUUUUUUUAGCAUCCGAAGGCAGCAUGACAAGUUUCUUCCAGGAGACCCAGACAUAUUUGCAGUGGAUAGCGGUGGCGGGGGGACAGUCCUUUUUCAAGUACUGGACCAUCCAGUGCACGAGCGCCAACUCGUAUGCGAGAAAAAAACUAUGUGAGUGUAAAUCUGUGAUGCAGAACAUGCAACCGAGUUCGACCUGUCAUGCCAGGCAGCCAUGAAGUCCUCUGUUCAGGUGUGUUUUCCCUUACCAGCCACCCAUGACAGGUUUUCUCUGUCAUGUAGAGCAAAUUUGUGAUGCUGUCAGCCAAAGAUAGCAUACACUAGCACAGUUUUUUUCUUGGAUAACUCCUAUCGCAGGAAAACGAAAUAUUUUUAGAACUUCGUUUGUUCUUCUCUCUGUGACAACUCUGCAACAUGCAUGACAAGUAGCGAAACAAAAACUGACAGGUAUUUUUUCCUUGGACUGAGACUUUGACUUGCAGUCUAGCCUCGUCCUUAGUGCAUUAUAGCGACGUGUUUUAUUGAUUUAAGUAUCACGUACACGUACUUCACUCUCGGUCUCGCGCACCAUAUGCUUAGAGCCAGACGCCCUUUCCGACAUAAUUGCAGGAGCCAGAUUAAGAUUUGCGUCCUACUACUUGAAUGCUGGCACUCCAGGUAGAACGAUAGAGUAGACAAAAGAACACACACAACAUUUUGUCUCUUGCAUAACUCCGCUAGUUGCCCGGCCAAGUACAAUGGGCGUGGGGUGGCCACCCCGGAGGUGUCCAAAGCACUCUUUCUGAUGAGCGAGGAGAGUCUCACGGGGCUCCCCACGCACAAGAUGGGCGCGAAUGGCCAGGUUUCGCUGCAGAGCGCGGUCACUUAUGUGCCCGAGUACCAGAAGAACACCGACAGUGUGAAGGUGUUGUCACCGGACCCAAAUUAUCCAGUGGAAAUAACGUAUCGGAUCUGCACGCUCGAAAGGGUUUUUGCAAUGGUGAACACUCUGUUAUGAAAAAAGUUUUCAGCUUGCUGAGAAAAUGGAAAGCAAAGGUCUUCUAAUUUUCCUCUAGCCAUCUUUCACAUCUUCUGACGAGUUGUAAUUUGUAGGAUGAUAGCAAUAGCUCACGGCUUCCAAUUUGCAUGCAGCUUCGGGAAGAACUUUAACUUUAGUCGGGCCGGGAAUUUGAGAAGUUCUUUCUCGCUAAGUAAGAAGAAAAUCGUCGCGUGCUGGCUCUUCGAUACUUAUUUGUAGUGCAUACACACCAGUGCGAGCUGUUUUACGAUCCGAAGGCGGACGUUUCGAAGUGGCAGGGCAUGAAGGCCCUGAAGGAGUGGAAACGGUUUUCCGGCGACGCCAGCUUCAAAUUGGUCGUCACGUCCGGCAGGAAGCAAACCGGUGAGGACGAGGAAGCGGAAUCUUUUCUCACGGAACCACUGCCAUUGCCAUCGGACUGCGCCGGCCAGGAGCAGGAGGUGAAAGGCCACGAUGAGCCCGAGUCCGCCUCUAUGUGCGAGAAGCUGUGCUACGCCAAGGAUUCCUGUACGGACUACUUGUUCGCACGGUUGGGUCAGCCCAGCGCCCUCGGGCGGACGAAUGUGUGUUUGGCGUUCAGUUCGAAGGACAAGGCCAGUAUUCCAAGGGGGAACGAGGCGCUGCUUGCAAAAGUGGUAGCCGAACGCAGUCCAUAUCGCUGGAAAUGGCUUGUUGUCUACGGGUUAGCAAGGACUAAAGUUGUGUUUAUUCGCCUGUAGAAGUGCUCUCACGGUCACGAUCCAACACAAUCGCCGCCAGCGUAACACUGCAAGAUGACAUUGAUCAGGCGCGGCAGUUGUCGGCUUGGCUGUCCUUUAAUGUGCAGGUCCAGUAAAUUUUCCAAUCCUUGCAGCUGUUACUAAUUCAUAUUGUGUGUAGGCCCGUGGCGCCUGUUCGGCUACAACUGGUUUGUUGUACUUGCCUAUGACUAUGACUAUGAGUUGAUGUGCCGUGUCUCACUCCCACCCUGACGCAAGUUUGGUUCCUGCUGACUCGGGGGGUUUUUCGGUGUAUCAAUUUCUUGCGGGAUUUUCUGAUUGGAAGGAAAAUUUCGGCGAGAAGGUGUACAAGGAAUUCGUCCGGGGCUGCCUUGCAAGCCUCACACAGCUACCGAAAGAAACGGCGCCUGCUCGAGAAGCGACUUCAAGACGUUUGUUUGAGAGGUCGUGGUAUUUUUUUUGCUGUCCGCCAUAAGAUUUAAUUAUGCUUUUAUCUCUCUGAAGGUUUCUUCUCUCCAAGCAGAACCAUUUUGCAUCGACCUGCGUAUUCGUGAACGCUAGAAACGAAAGUGAAUGUUUUCAAGAAGCAAGGAGCAGAACACACCACCUACUCUGGAAGUAGCAUAAUACCAACACGUACGCUGAAUAAUGCUUGUUCGGCGCGUAAUUUCUUUCUGAUAGCAGCAGACGCCCCCUCUCUCUCUGCAAUCGCCGCUGAAAAAUACGCAAAUGGACCAGAUCCGAGAACUCACCUUCGGCAGUCGGGGCCUGUGGUUCUUUGUGUCGCACUUUGACUUUGCAACCGACGUGGCGGCGAACCUGGCAGAGAUUUUGAACAGCACUCCUUUUCUCGCGAACGGGAAGGCCCAAGCGUUUUCCCUACUGCCACCGCAGUCUCUCGCGGUCAAGCAAUUGAUGACCACCCCGCCGACUUCGGCUCCUGGAAGCGCAGCACAAGGGCCACUGGACGCCGCCGCUCUCCAAGAGGUGUUUACCGAGUACGCUGUGGCGACGGAACGCAGCGCACUUUUUCAAUACGAGAAGGCCAUGACCUUUCUGUUUCGGGACGUUUUGGGAGGCAACUUCGACGUGCGGCACCCACCCAACCUCAAGGAGCUGCCCCUAUCAACAUAACGAAAAGCGCACCAGCCCCAAAAAUGCUUGACAGCGUUUGUAUUCGUAAAAGCUGAUCAUAUGUCGUCGUGGUCCUAUCACUGGGAACACUUGCAUGUAGGUAACAGCAUGACAGAUUUUCGCCCCAGAAUAGCGACAAUCAAAGUUGCAAAAGGGCCCAAUACAGGUGAGACCACUGGGCAUGUGGGGGCUUCUUUGCACUUAGAAUCUGAAGCAGGAACAGUCUGUGCUCAAGCAUGCAAAACAAAGUGUCUGCAAUCACAUAAAGAAUAAUUUGGAUUUGAGACUUCUGGUGGCGAUGCGCUUUUCAGUUUGAUAUCCCCAGCAGGACAGGCACAAGGCGGUGCGCUGCUUGUUCUUUGAUUUGCAGGAACACAUCCUGCGCGGUGCGGUGGCAGACCCCAACGAUCCGUCGAAGUUGCGGAAGACGCACGUCCUCAGCUUCAAUAUUGACAGCAAACACACACUAUGCAUUUUUGCAAAUAUGUCUGGCUCGGAAAGUAGAGGUGUGCACGACUUGUUACGCUUGGCUGCCAGAAGAAAAAAAUGUGUCAUGCGGUCCGCAUGACCGGGACCGGGUAGCACUUGCCCUGCAGCGUCAUUUUUUUGUCAUGCAAAAGGAGUUUAUGUCUGUCUUCGUGCAGGUAUUAUCAUUUACGCAAGACGUGGUCGCUCCGAGACGUGUCAUGCACGGCCCCGCAUUUCCUUUUCCAUUUUCUUUUUCGUAGGGUGCUUCUCCGUUUCGCACACUAGUAGCAUCACAUCAACUUUCCAGACCCAGGCAGUAGUUGCACUGCAUACCCAUUCGCCCAGGGGUUGUACCAGGGGCAUGCGUACACCUUUGAAGCGCUCCACGUCUUGGCCAUUCCCACCAUGAGCGUCAACCCGAAUGAGUACCUCCUCAUUUACGCCGCCUUGAUUCGGAACCCCCACGUAUCCUGAGUAAAAACGUACCCACACCAGAGUUAGGAUGAGGAUUUUGCAACACAAACCUAGGAGUUUUGUGAGUCACGCAUGACAAGUUGCACUAUGCAGUGUAGUGCAGGCUAGCAAGUGCAGCCGCGUCACAGAUUCAUCUGCUCAUCCUGUUCACAGCAUCACAAAUUCCAAAACACGAUUGGAAAUGGCUCUCAUGGGGAUGCGCAUUACAAGUCUUCCUGUCUUUGCAAAUCUGCAUUACAACUCUGGUGUAGUGGGUACGUUUUUACUCAGGAUACCACGGGCGCCGCGACUCUGCCUGGAACCCGUUCAAAAAUGCCAACGGGCAGGUAUGACUUGCUCAAACGUUACAAUCUCAAACGUUACAAUAGAAUCCGGGAUUUGUCUUGCAUAAUGAGCAUGACAGACUCGCACAGCGUUCCACCUUUUGCAAUACAAAUUUUCCCAGAUUGUAGUCGGGUUUGGAGCUCCCGAACUUGUCAUGCGCAAUCCUAUGAGAGUUGGCUAGAUCAUGCACUCUUGCAUCACAGAUUUCCAAAUUCUAUUGUAACGCUUGAGAUUGUAACACCUGAGCGGGUUAUAGCAGCUCAGCGGGGGUUCUCAGGACCUGCGGUUCCUGGCCAACGGGCAGUACGAGCAGCUGGACCUGAAGAAGCCGCGACUGACCGAAACGCUGGUGCAUCUGUUGAAUGUGUAUCCACAGUAAUCCUCCCGUACACGUACAAGUGCAGAAAGCUUUAACCUUGCAAUCCUAUUCUUUUUUUACUUUUAGCAUGACAAGUAGUAAUGUGCUCCACAAGAAAGUUGGCAGAAUGAUUUGUGAUGCCUUACGCGUGUGGGAAAUUUGUAUUGCAUAUCGUGCCGCAGGACGUUUUGCCCAACGAGGCGGGGUUCGGCACGGAUGCGAAGAAGCAGCGGGAACUGCUCUGGAACUACGCGAAACGCCCGACGCCGCCGGAUUUGGUGGCGCUGGGGGACAUAUCCUGUGCAAAAGUAUCGUACUCGUACUGCAAACAUGCAUUACAAAUCUUUAUCUCAAGGUCGAUCCGCAUUACAAAUUUUCUCGCUAAUGCUGAGGAAAUUUGUAAUGCAUUUCUACGAGUGCGAUACUUUUGCAGUUCAUAGGACAGCCUCACGGAGGGCUUCAACUUGAAAGGGGGUACUUCCAGCUCGGACUUGUGGGUCAACAAAUUGGGAAUUGAGAUGCUGAAGUUGAAGGAAGAGAAGGACGGGAGUGGAACAAACGGGGCGAUGAAGUCCGGGCUGCAGAUCCUCAAUGGGGGAAACAGCGGCGCGUUUGCGACGGUUCUGACGGGCGCGGAGCCUCUGUCGAUCCAGUCCCAGCCGGGCCAACAUGCCCAUGCGGGGCGCGUGCUGGUUUCCCAUGGCCCGACCGGAGGUUCUUUUCAGAUCACGAACUCGGGCGAGCCGGCAUUGCGAGCGCAGGCGGGUGACGGCGGCCUGUUGCAGCACGUGAGAGCAAGUAUUGUCGGCAACGUGGGCGUAGCGGAGGACCAGAAGGUCGAACUGACCACGGUUUUCUUCGGCACCAACGAGGUCAAUCAGGGCAAGUUCAGCGACAAAAACACGGCCGAGAAUCUCGUCAAAAACAUGAAGCAAAUUUUGACGGAGGCGUUGAAAUUUUCGAGGUUCGUAAUUGUGAUUCUACCUCUCGUCGAGAACCAUUGGAAGUUGAACACGGAAAAUCUGCAUUACUACAGGGACAUUUACAAGCAGGGAAUCGUAAACUUGAAGUCCGACAUCAUUGGCAAGAUCAGGAACGCGGACGGUUCCUCGGCGGAGUACACGGCGGUCGGAGUGGUCGACCUCGACUACUUGCCAAGUUUCGACGGCGCAGACGAUCGAGAUAUGACAUUAGAGACUUGAUGCGUAAAGAUAACGAACGCAAGUGUCCGUCAUCAUCUUUUUCUUUUCUGCAUUUACUUUUUCUGCACAGUAUGCUAUGAUGGUGAUCAUGAAAUCAUCGGGUGCAACGAAUGUAUAGAGAAAUAAAUUUAGGUUUUCUCCAGCAAAUCCUCGUCCUCCUGAUUAUGAAGCCCACCCGCGAGGCUGUGCUGUUGUGUCACAUUGUCUUAAAGUGCGUCCUCUUAUUUUGCGUUGUGCUUUGAUGACGGAUAGAUGCGACGCACUCGCAUCGUCGUUUUUGGCCUGGAUAGUAUGCGCGUCAAACAAAAAAUACUACAAGUUGACUUUGCCCGGCACCGACCCGGCAAUCCGGAAAAUCAUGGAUGAACUUCACCCCGAUGGAGAGGGACACAAAGUGAUUGCCGACGCCGUUUUGGAAGAGUACAACAAGCUAAAAGGGUAUGCCAAAGAUGCAGGCACAGGCAGUGUCGCCAAGGCUCCGCUCACCCCGUUUUACAUCCUGGAACCCGGUUGCGUGGAGGGGAAAGACUUGAACUCUAAGCUGAAAAAGCCAGACGAAGGGCGAGCAGCUCCCGCAGCCGCGGGUGCGAAUGGAGCCUUUCUUUCCAGUCUCCCGGGGGGUGGGCUUCCUUUUCUUGUUCCAGCUUCGUGGACCGGCGCGGGGGGCCGGGGCGCCUCCGCAGACCCCUAUCUGCGGACACUGCAGCUGCCGCCGAACGCAGACGGGCCGACAACCUGCAUGAAGCCGUAUUCCCGGCAGCAGAUAUCCUCGGGAAAAGUAUCGCGCUCGAACGAAUUGCAAUUUAGCGCGACAGAUCAUGUAUAGCCUAGUAAGUAUGGCGCAUCUUGUUCAGCAUUACCUUUUCAAAAACACUCUUUUGCACGGCUGCGAUACUUUUGCAAUGUAUAGCAGAAUUGGGAUGACCAAAAGGCCGCGUUGAUGUGGAUGCCCUGGAGCAGCUUUGUGCUCUACAUGGAUAUGAAGUGGAAAUUAUAUUUUUGGGAUCUGGAGCUGGAGGAAAAGUGAAAGUCUAAAGUAAUUGUUUGUGAAGCAGCCGUCGGUCGCACGACUCUCAGUGCACCCAGGAGACGGUCUGUAAUGCAGCGGUAGAGGUACAAAGAUGGUUUUGAGCAUUGCCGAAUGACAUUCUUCAGCUAGCGAGAAGUGCACGUUUCUUGCUUCUCCAGCAAGGCAGAUUUUUUUCGCGAUUAUAAAUCAAUGAGCAUUGAAAGUGAUCCACCUUUCAGACCCGGAUAAAAAAAUGAUUUGCACUGGAUAUCGUGUGGCGAAAAGCAGAUCCAUCAGUACGCCGUGCCCGCACAGGAUCGCAACAAACAAGCUGCUUUUCAGGCCAUCCCACUCAGCAGCUCGUUUAAGCCGCUGCGCAAGGUAGCGACGAACAUGCAGAAGCCUCCGAAAGGGGCAAAACUCACUGAAGAAUCGUCAGGGCAGCAGCUGGCCCGGCUGCAGUCGCAGUGGGAGGGCACGCUGUCCUACUGGGCGGAUUUCUUCCACACCGAGGUCUCGAAGCGGCUAAACGAGGCGGGCGUGGAACUGGGCCUGGUCCUCGAGCAAGCUGGACAAGAAGCGCAAAAGAUGUUCGAAGAAGCCACCACCUUGCUGAAGGACAAAUUGGAGGAACUGUUCAAGUCGUCCGGGGAUGUUGACGAGGCGGACGAGGACGAGGACGAUCUCAGCGACAGUGACGAUGAAGGUGAGGAAUUUGCCAAGGGCGCCGAAGGUGUGUACCACAACAACCCGACCGUGUUGUUUCUCGGCGACUCGAGCACUGCGGGCAAGCUGGAUUCUUCGAGCGGGCCGGACGUGAGCCCGCAAUCGCCAGCCCUGUGGGUCAACCAAGUUGCGCAGGAGUUGCUGCACCUCGAAGUUCGUCCUGCAAAAGCGAAAGGCUCGGAGCCGAAAAAGAAACUGUUUCCAGGGACGACAAAAGAUGAAAACGUGCGCAAGCUGACGGUGAUCAACGCGGGCAAUGUCGGCUUUACGCAGCAGCAGCUCCUCGGCCGGGGCGGCUACCUGGGCGGCAGUGAAGGUGUUGGCCCACCCCAGCACCCGCCGGUGCAUGCGCGGCGCUUGGAAGUGGUCGCGAAGGCCGCAGCUGGAAGUGGUGGGGACGAAGACGAAGGACAGCGGUGGACGCAGGGUCCGAUACACUGGACGCACGCCACGACCUUCUUUCCGCCGAUCACGAAGAAUUUGCCGGCGGGGCUGUUCGACUUCUCCGACUGGACGGGGGCGGAGCCGGCGAAGUGGGCCUCGUCGGACGGGAAGCCGAUGCCCGACGAGGACAAGAUUUUUCUCACGACCAUCAGCUUCGGCUCCUACGAGCUGCUGUCGGGGGUGUUCUUCGAGCGGGCCUUGAGUUCCUACGUAUCUUCUUAUGCCCAGACCGAACUGGACCUGUGUGGGUACCCGCCGUACACCGGCGACGCUGAAAAAAUUAAGAACUACGUCAAAGAGGUCCAGGACCUCGUGAACACGCUGCUUACGCACUACAGCCGCUAUGUGGUGGUCGUCCUGCCCGACCUGUCGUUUCACCCCUUCCGCGGGGAGGGGAAAAUCACCACCAAAACAACCGACUCGGGCAGCGCCGCGAGUACCACGACGACUCAGCCCGCGUGGGACUAUUUCAAAGGGGUGCUGCUGGAAAAGGGCCUGGGACCUCGAGUUGCAAUCACGGACAUGGAGGGACUGCAGGACGAAACACAGAAGCUUGACACAACCGAUUUUGUGACAUCCUACUUGCCGAAAGAAAUCCGGCUUUGGGAAAAAGUGCACGAAUCGCCAUUUAUCCUGUGCAAAAGUAUCGUACUCGUACUAAUUGCAUUUAUGCAUUACAAAUCUCUUUCUCAAGGCAAAUCAGCAUUAUAAAUUCAACUUGUAAUGCUGGGCCAAUUUGUAUUGCAAUUACUAUAUAUUAUAUUCAUGCGAAAAAAGAGGUAGACAGAGGGUAAACAAGAGGUGGCCGAGAGGUCAAAAAGAGGUCAAAAGAGGUAAAAAAGAGGUCGACAGAGGUGGAGAGGUGGCGCGGGACCCCUUUCGAGAGGGCCGGCGAGAGGGUGCGCGAGUAUAGCCCGCCGAAGGACCCACCCUAAGGCGGCGCCUAAGUGCCUCAGAGGGUGCAGAGAGGUCAAAAAGAGGGGGCGCGAGAGUUCGACAGAGGUGGCGAGAGGUGGCGCGAAUAAGGGGCGACCUCUCGCGGACCCUCUUGGCCACCUCUCGGCCACCUCUGUCGACCUCUACCCGCGAGUAUAGCCGGAUUAUUAGCGGGGACCCCCAAAAGAGGCCAAAAAGAGGGUCUGCGAGAGGUCUGCGAGAGGGUAAAACACAAAGAAGCGGGCGCGAAUCCGCAUGGCACUACCCAUAUUUGGCACUGCAGGCCAUUCGCGGAGCUGUUUUGUUCGGCGCCUUUCCGCGCCACCCUCUCGCGCCACCCUCUCGCGCACCCUCUCGCGCCACCCUCUCGCGCUACCCUCCCCCGCCGGGCGGUUUCUGUUCGCCCCCGGUGGUCUUUGCAGCUGCUCCCUGCGCAGAGCGCCCACAGGCGCGGGAAGCGCGCAAGUGGUCCUGCGGGUUGGCGCGGCGCAAUGUGUUUCGUUGUGCAUAGGCCCGCGGGGUUGUGGUCCUAUCGGCAAACAGUCUUGCCCCGACCCAACAGCCUUGCGCUCCGGCGGCAGCCGGAGCAUGGCUGGUUUAUACUAGUGCGAUGCUUUUGCAUUGCAUACCAUUGCGGUUCCAGCAAGACAUGGGCCUCAUGGCGAAGUACCAGCUCUACCCCAACGAGAAGGGGCACGCGAAAAUGGCGGCUGCGGUGAAGGAGGUGGUCAAAGGUCUGAUCACAAAGAACGAGGGUAACGGUGAUGAAGCUCCCGCUACCGCUUCUCCUGAUGAUGAUGAUGAUGAUGAUGAUGAUGGCGGUGAGGGAUCGGAUGAAGAAGAACAAAAGCCGGGCUUCUUCACACGGCUUUUUUCCUGGUUCACCAGCAGGGGCUCUUCCGAAACCAAUUCGAGCAAACCGAAUCGGCCGAAGACCUCAAGGACAGUGGGCACGAAGAAAAAUGGUCGAGGUCAGCCGCUCAGCGAACAGGAAGUUGUGAAUCAUCAAGCCGGGGUUUUCGGGAAACUGUAUGGUGGAAGAAGCAAGGAUCUCGCCACGACCACGCUACUUGUACCUGCCUUGUAUACAAUCGCGCCGAAGUGAUUUAUUAGUGUGCGAGUCUGUGGCUGUGGGAGGACUACAUGAAGGAACACGAGAAUAGAGUUUUUGCAUGUUUGUCAACAACUUUUCCUUUCAUCGCACUCAAAUACUGCUACCAACGUACCUGAAGGAGAAAAUAGAUUUUUCCCCUGCAAAAACAUUUCCGACAUGCAUGACUUAAUACGCAUAAAAGGGGACUCAAACGCAGAGCCUCAAGCUUCCAGUGGCUAUAUCAGGCCGGCGCGCCGCCUCAAGUGAAGAUGUUACAGUUACGGACGAUAUCAGCAUGACCCGCAGAAGUCGCGUUCUCUAGAAGAUUGUGAAUUUCUGACUUGUUGCAUUCUCGGCACUGAUUUGUCAUGGAGAGAUCUUCGAGCUUUUCCACCUGAUAUCUUGAAGAAAACACUCGCGGACACAUGGCACGACGCGAGUCACUUUCUGAAACGGAAGCGCCGGGAGUGGUUCGAUGGAGCCAGCUCCGCUACGGGACAACCCGACAACAGUGACGGUGCGGGGGUUGCUGGGGCUGCUCCCUUGAACGGACGCACGGAAGCUGAAGCAAUGGUCCCCGCACCGCGUGAAAACGGUGGUAGCAGCGAUGAGUUGAAGUCGCUUGUCCCGUAGAGGUCCUCGUCGUGACGAGCUACACCACGGCACCCGAAAUCCUUUUGUGAAAAAUCGUUCCCACAGAGUUCUUCUGCUUCUAGAUUAAUCUUCACGAAGUUCAAGUUUGUCUUCUACGAUUGGUGUUGCAGCGUCUCUGUGACAUCCCACUGCGCGCAAAUGUACGCACACGAGCCUGAGUAGUGAAAAACAAGCGGUUCUUGCGGAGCCAUCGUGCGCCACUAGCAUAAUUUUUCCCGGAGAAACCGAAUCCAAUCUGUCAGCCGCAUGCACAUUAUUAAAUCCUUCUCCUUACAGACGAAUAAUAUAAUUUCUCUUAUUCUUUUUCCCCACAAGAACAAAUUACGUGCGACCAGCGUUUCUACUUACGAACAAAUGUAGAAGUACUUAACUUUGAGUAGAACAGCAACACGAAUUCUAUAUCGAAAUUUCUUCUGGUAGUUAUACUUUUUCAUAUUUUCUUCAGGUCGGACAUUUCUUCAUUCAAAAUCAAAUUUUGGUUUUGCUUUUGCGAAGCACACAAUCGAAACUUUGUUUGCUGCAGUAUUUUCUACAUCACGUAACCGCAUUGGCUUUAACUUUCACUUUCAGAUCAAGUUUGACAGAACAUGCACUCACAUUUUUUCAAGUAGCCUACAACAUACAAUUGACCGUAUAUGGAAUUUAGGAUCCACGCGUAACUAAAACUUCAUGUUCAUAAAAACGAAAUGUGUGUAUCGGUAUGAAGUAGAAGUGUAUUACUAGCUUCAUGAAUUGACGAAGACGGAACGGAGCCGAAAAAUAUGCAGAUGUUUGUUUCACCGGAAUCAAUCAUGUUGCGCACCAGCAGACGUUGUCAGGCUUUUGACAACCGUUG